AAACCACAACACUGGUCAUGUAAUGAAUGCUGCUCUGUCUUCCCCGAAAUCAACCCAUACAACCCGACUACGCUGUGUAUGUGAAUAAGUCUUUAGAAUUGGUUUCAGUGCUAAAAUUAAACAGCCCUCGUUUUGAUCUGUUUGAGACAGAAGGAAGGAAGGAAGAAAGAAAGGAAGUGACAAUAACAAGGUGCAUCUGACUGCAUUCUGCACUAGAUCUUCAUCUCACUUAUCAGUGUUGCUCUGCGUUCUGAUGAGCACCUGGCUGAAGGUGGUUUCUUCCAUGCGCUCUAUUUCUAGCAGCAUUCCACAACAUCGACUGGAGUCCAGCUCACCUUAACAGCACAUGAAGGACAAAAUGGGACUUGAUUAAAAUAAAGUGCCGCUGACUGUUAUUCAAACUUGCCCAAGGAAUGCAUGGAGCUGCCACACUUGUCCACUUAUGGAAAAAAAUAUGUCCUCUUCUGACAAUUGCACAAACUCUAAUCACCAGUCAAAUGCUGCUAGUCUGGACAAUAUCCAUUACAUUCUCAUCUGCAUCUCUGCUUUCACCAUUCUCAUCACAAUUUUGUUCGCCAUCCUGUGCUUCAAAAAAUAUCAAUCCCUAAAUAGGACCAUACAGCAGCUUAGACAGGGAAAGCCCAUGACUGUUUCUUCCCAGGAUUCCCCUCCUCUGAAUCCAGCUUCCCCUCAGUCAGUUUUGCUGAUGCCACCAUUAGACAGUUCAUCCGAAUCACGGCUACAAAAAAGCAGACAGAGUGUUCGAUUGCUGUGGAGGCCAUCACAACAGAACCCGCGGGUGACGAGGACAGACCUCAACCUGAUACAGCUGAUCAAAGCUGGGAGGGAAGGCGCGUUUUACAAAGCGAGGAUGUUGCGGGGGACCUGUAAAGGUCAUUCACUUGUCACCUGCAAAAUUGCAAAAGAAGGAGUCACUUCAAAGCAAAUGGAGACUGAAGUGUCUAUUAUGAGGAAACUGGUGUAUCAUAAGAAUGUGCUUCAGCUGCUCGACUGGAACACUGCUGAGGAGCCGUUCGUGUUGAUCAUGGAGUUUGUGAGUUAUGGGACCCUGCGCAGCUUUGUGCAGACACAUCAAGACAAGCUGAGUGCCGACCCGGAGAUCCAGAACCUGUUUGCUAUCGCCUCCUAUCACAUCGCUCUGGCCAUGGAACACUUACGCUCCAAAAUGGUGGUACACUGUGACCUUGCUCUAAGGAAUAUUCUGGUGAGCCGUUUCCCCUGGGAAAUCAAAGUGGCUGAGUUUGGUCUGGCCAGAGACUUGACGCGUAUGAGAAGUAGACGCAGCACAAGGAAAAAGCAACACAGGGAGCGAGUGCCCUUGCGCUGGUAUCCUCCUGAAUAUUUUCGUAACAGCUACUACAGCUUCAAGGGGGAUGUGUGGGCUUUCGGUGUCGUGCUUUGGGAAAUGCAGACAUUUGGGAGUCUGCCUUAUCCCAAUCUGGAGACAUCAGAUCAAGUGGUGUACCACAUUUGUGCUGGAGCUAGAAACGUAGGCCCUGACAGCUGCCGGCCAGAGAUACUGCAGAUAAUGAAGGACUGCUGGUUGGAGCCUUAUACAGCCAGACCCUCCUUUAAUGAUCUUGUGCGAAUCUUGGAGAGUAUAAUUGAGAAUGAUUCGGACUAUGUGGAUGUUGUGGACCAGAGAUCUAUGAGUGCAGCAGAAGACUGAAUAGUCAACAUCAUAGACAAGUUCGAGUCCAAAUGCAUACUGAAAAGGAGUCACCUGAUUGCACUAAUGGUUUUACUUUGUUCACUUGUGCUAGACGUGUUUGAUAACACUUUGGCUGUAUGUCAAACACACACUUCUCACCGAACAAUCAUGCAGGUUGAAGCUUUGCUGCACAGACUUUUUGUUUAUGGCUGUUUUUACACUUGGUCCAUUUUAACAUUCCAUGUGAUCUCAAAUUGAUGGGCCCAUUUUUUGCCUCCGUGAACACAACUAAUGAACUCUGGCCUCUUUAAAAUGGCCCACUUGUGAACUGUACUCGACUGGCUCGAGAGUUCUACUUAGUUAGGUUCACGGUCUACUUGAUUUAUAUAUUGUGAAAACAAACUAGUCCCAGUCUGUUUUGUAUUUGUUUUAUGACUAAAGGGUUUGGUCUAUGCUGUGCAUAUGUAGCAACUUUCUCUCACCUCACAGAUAAUACUUUAAUGAAUCUCAUUGUGGACCCCAAAGGCCUUCAGUGUCCUUCGGUGUCCUACCUGAAUCAAUCCACCUCUUGACAUUAUUAUUAUGAUUUGACAGCUAUAGAAUCAAUCAAUCUUAUAGAGAACUGCAGUAUAACAGAGAGCUGCAUCACAGACAGGUAUCUCAUGCAAUGAGCAAGAAUGCCAUUAUUUAAGAAAUAAACCCAAUGAACACAAUUCAACAAGUUUCCUUUCACUGCAGCC
Messenger RNA from Silurus meridionalis, 2412 nucleotides. RefSeq names its product fibroblast growth factor receptor 2. NCBI's taxonomy places the organism in Eukaryota, Metazoa, Chordata, Actinopteri, Siluriformes, Siluridae. The record is from RefSeq and is a predicted model, not a curated record. Bases 443 to 1690 code for a protein of 415 amino acids. Gene Ontology annotation, cellular component: signaling receptor complex. Gene Ontology annotation, biological process: positive regulation of kinase activity; protein phosphorylation; cell surface receptor protein tyrosine kinase signaling pathway. Gene Ontology annotation, molecular function: transmembrane receptor protein tyrosine kinase activity; ATP binding. The transcript has 12 exons.